Molecule: messenger RNA, 1157 nt
Organism: Cotesia glomerata
Lineage: Eukaryota; Metazoa; Arthropoda; Insecta; Hymenoptera; Braconidae
Exons: 3
Coding region: 130-606 (158 amino acids)
Source: RefSeq, a predicted model, not a curated record
GUCCUUAUUUACAGAAAAAUUCAUAGUUAUCAUCAACAAAUGUAGUAAAGAACUUGAACGCAUAAAGAAAAAAAAAAUGCAUAUGUCUCUACUGCCGUAUCUGUUCGCUUAUGCUGCAAUAAACAAUUAAUGAUCGAUCUAUGGAAGACUUUAAAGAAAUCGAAAAUUACAAUAUUACAGUUUUUGAAAACUGCAGCUUCUUAUCAGAUGGAUCAUUAUCGUGACAUACUCCACCAUGCAGAAGCCAUGCAAGAUGAACAACUGGAUAUUUACCCCCAAUUACCGGAUGAAGUUGACGCAGAAGUUCAUGAUAAUGAUGAUCAAGAAGGAAUCGAAAAUGUUGAGUUUGCUGAUUAUAAUAUUGAAAAUGAAGUUGUUGAAAAUGAAGAUGAAGAUAUGGAGGAGACGGGAGAUGAUGAAAUCCCUCAGGACAAGUGUCAAAUAUGCAUCAAGGGACCGCGAGAAAUUAUUGUCCACCCGUGCUGCCACUACCGUAUGUGCCAAGUCUGCUCAAAAAAAGUGCAGAAAACAGCUCAAGAGAAACGUCUCCCGUUAAAAUGUCCAUUUUGCAAUGAGCUGGCUCAAAUGUUUUGUCGUGUUUUCUGAAAUUUAAUUACUUCUUAAAUCAUUUGAUUUUUUAAACUAUUAUUUAAAACAUUUUAAUUUUUUGAACUAUUCUUUACUAAACUUUGAUACGCAUACUAUUUGAAUAACUGAAUAAAAAGACAGCUUAAUUUCAUUAAUAUUUAUUUUCAUUAAAUCGUCAUUAUAAUUUUGUGAACACUAAUUUACUUAUAUACAAUAACAUUGAUUAAGUCGUAGAGGUAUAUAUACAGUACACUAUUGCAUAACAUUACGAAGUCAUUAUAAUCGUAGAUAAUGCCACUAAAAUAACGAAACUCAGUCAAUUGAAGAUUUAUUGUCUUAAUUACCAUAGAAAAUUAAUAUUCCUAUUAUCUACAGAUACAUUAAGUAUUGAAAACUCUAAGAAACUUAUAAAAUAUGCCUAAUAUGUAUCUAAAAUUAAGUUUCAUUAGUUGCAGUGCCAGGUAAUAAUUACAUUGUUUUCAAUAAUGAUGCAGCAAAUCAGUUGGACUACAUAAUAUAUGAACAACCGAAUGAAUAAUUCAUUAACAAUGUAACGAAUCAAAUAAUCU